AUUCCUUGACUCGGAGGUGUAGCGUUUAAAAUCUUGGGCGACUCUCUCGUAACUUUUUGGUGUAUUUCUCGCUUUGAAUUUUAAAUAUAUUGAUAUUAUCGCAUCUGGAGAUUAAAGUCAAUUACGUCCAGUAUGGUUAUGGCUGACAAGCCUACGGAAAACGGUGUCCGAUCGAGGGUAUCCACUCCUAUCGACUAUGAGUCUCCGGACAGCAUCAGUGGUGCCAGUGACAUAGAAAAGGAGUCGGAAAGUGAGGGAAAGAUCAAAGUUGGCCAGGAAUAUCAGGCAAGAGUGCCUGAUUUGUUGCCAUCAAAUCAGAGGAAACCAGAAAAAUGCACUGAAAGAGGACUUCUGAUGUGGGCACCAAGCUCCAAGGCAUCUGAUGAGAUGCUUGAAAGAUACUUGAAGAAGUCAAAGGAAAAGUACAAUUACACCUGUGAACAGGCAUUGGGAAUGCUUUUCUGGCACAACUACAACUUUGAAAAGGCAAUGGCAGAUCUUCCAAAUUACACACCUCACCCAGAAGAGUGGACUGUUGAGGAUAAGGUUCUGUUUGAGCAGGCAUUCUCCUUUCAUGGAAAGAACUUCCAUAAAAUACAUCAGAUGCUUCCAGACAAAAGCAUACAUUCACUGGUGACUUAUUACUACUCCUGGAAGAAAUCAAGAUCAAGAGCCUCACUGAUGGAUAAGCAGGCAAGGAAGCUUGCCGCCCAAAGGGAGGACGGCAACUAUCAGAUUUCAGAUCAGAGCAGCGACAGUGAUGAUGAAAACAAGGACUCAAGUGAGACAGAUAAUGGUGGCAAAAGUCAGUGCUCAAACUGUGGCAUUGCUUGCCUGAUCACAAACAACACUCAAAAGGGCCUGAUGUGCAAUACAUGCUACAACUACUUCAAGAAGAAUGGAGCACUGAGGCCAACCAUUGGUCCAAUCAAGGGAGAAAAGAGGGACAGGCCCCACUCAAUGACCCGCAAGAAGUCGCAGUUGCCAAAGGGAAUGCAUGUGAACCAUGAGGACCUGAUGCAGUGUGCCAAGCCUGAUGGGGGUGAUACCAUCAUUCAGACCAUGGAGCAGGAAAUCACUGGGCUGAAGAGGCACAUCCAGAACAACAAGCAGACCAUCAGCAUGCUGAAGAGGAAGUCCUGGCUGAACGUCGCUCCCUACAGGACAUCUGUGGAGGCCUCUGUGAAGAUCAACGCCAGAUGGACCAACGAUGAGCUCCUGCUGGCAGUCCAGGGUGUCAGGAAGUAUGGCAAGAACUUCAAGAGCAUAGCAGAGGUGAUUGGCACUAAGACAGAGCAGCACAUCAGGAUGUUCUUCACCAACUACAAGAGGAAGUACAACCUGGACAGUCUGAUCAAAGAGUUUGAAGAGGAGAAUGGCCCCAUUCAAGAUGCUGAUACCAAAAUGGAGGUGGAUGCCCCAGCCAGCACUGGCUCUUCAGUGAACAGCAGUGGAGGCAACAGCUCCCCCGUCACCACCACAGCAGGCAGCAAGCAGAGCUCGCCGGCAGUCUCCCGCCACUGACCCCGGGACAGGCCCAGAUCCUAGCUAAGUUUACUACCUGUCAGUCAUGUCUGUGGCAGGGCUGCAUAGAGACAGAGUGUCGCCCAUCCUUGCCAGAUUGCUGGAGAUGGUUGUCAGUUACCUCCAGGGUGAGUGAAGCUGAUGAAUAUACACUUAUCAUGACAGAUAAACUGGUGUCAGAGUUAAUGCACAGGAAAAUGUCAUUGUGGUGUGUGUGCUGUCUCUAGGGUAAAGGACUGUGAGGUGUCUCUUGUCAGAAUAUGCUGCUUAGAACAAGUGUGUUUGUACAGCUAGCCCUGUGACCCACAGUAGGCUCUGCCUGCUCUCUGGAGAGUAUGCCCUGUCUGAAUGUACCAGAAAUAUGUAUCGGUGGUUCUCUGACGCCCAUCAUAUCAGAGAUUUCUAAUGAUGGUGUCAAGAACCAAGGGUUAUCUGUAGACAUUUGUGUGUACGAGUGUUUGAGUAUGUUGUAUAGUCCAUAAAAUGCUGACAAGCUGUGUGCUCCUGAGCAUGGAACUGACUUGUUCUUGAGCAUGACAGGCCUGUGUGGUGUGACUAUUAGUAGAUUUUGUACCGCAACAUUUAGAGAAUAUCUGCUUUAGGCUAUUUGGUCUGCUUAGUGUGCUCCCAUUAUUGUAGUGGUAUAGGUAUGUCUGGCCAGAAUAUAGGGUAUGGUAUGAAUCUUAUUUAUGCAUGCGUGACUGCAUAGCUGAGAUAGGUAAUAUGUAACAUUAUGGAAAAGUAAGCAUUAUUUCAAAACCAUUAGGUUAAAGUGUGUGUGGACCCAUUUAUAAUAGUAGUGUGAAUAGUGACUCAGCGUGUCUGUCUCGAUCGGUGUACCAGUAUCGUGGAACUGCUACACCGUCAUACACCGUACCCCUGCCCGAUUUCCUCCCAGUCAGAGAGACUACUUCCUUUUCCACUGGAAGCAGUCUGCGAGGGCGCCUACUUACAGUCCAGCCCGCGUCACCGGAAAGUUGAGCUUUAGGUUAGACGAUUGUGUGUGGGUGGCCGCCGGACGUGUGCAGUUUUUCACCCAGAGAGAUGACUGACCUGCACUCGCGAGAUGCGAGGUUCGUAAGUGAAAUGACGCAUGCUGAUGUGAGGUGUGCCUGGGACCUGAGUUAUGUGCGCCUGUUACGUCCGCCGGACAGCCAGCGCUGGUGACGUCGCUGUCCCCUGUGUAAACUCUGUAAGAUCGUCACGGUUAUGGUCCAUCCGUCCGGCCUCGCUGGCGGCAGCUCAGAAACUGGGCGGCACUCCACCCCCGUAACAGCCGUGUCUAUCGGGUUACGAGUGUGUCUCCAGCGGGCGGCGGGACCGGGCAGGUCUGUCGGCCUAUCGUGGAGAGACUGCACCCUCCGACUAGCCCGGCACGGGGACGGAGGGAGAAGGAAGCUCGACGAAGGACGGAGGAAGCCUGUCUCGGCCUUACGCUUCGUUCGGCAUUGCGUGGCCGCUCUACUACUCACUUGUUUGUAUGCGUGUAAGUUUGUGUGUGUGUGUGUGUGUGAAUUUUUGGUUUGACCCUCAAUAUACGGAAGGCCUGUA
Amphibalanus amphitrite is the source of this 3075-nucleotide messenger RNA. RefSeq names its product REST corepressor 1-like. Gene Ontology annotation, biological process: negative regulation of DNA-templated transcription; regulation of transcription by RNA polymerase II. Gene Ontology annotation, molecular function: transcription corepressor activity. Bases 133 to 1524 code for a protein of 463 amino acids. The record is from RefSeq and is a predicted model, not a curated record. Gene Ontology annotation, cellular component: transcription regulator complex; histone deacetylase complex. Lineage: Eukaryota; Metazoa; Arthropoda; Thecostraca; Balanomorpha; Balanidae. The transcript is spliced from 2 exons.